AUGACCGAAGAAUCACUUCCAUCCACCAUGCGCAUCUGGAAGUACGCCUCAGCCAAAGGUGGAAUCGAGAAGCAUCUCAGUCUGCACACUUCGCAUUCCUUGCCCACGCCAAAACUGGACAAACAUCUCGUCCAGGUCCUCGCUGUUGGUCUGAACCCAGUCGACUACAAACCCGCCGAAGCUUUCAUAGGCACGCUGGCGGUCAAGAAGCCUGCAACUCCUGGCUUCGACUUUGCCGGCCGUAUCAUCACCGCAGCGAGUGGCUCGACCCUCAAACCAGGCCAGCUCGUCUUCGGCGCUGCCAGUACCAACGCAGUGGCUGCAGGCGGCCUAGCCGAGUACAUCGCCGCACCCGACAAGAUCAUCGCCGCAAUCCCAUCCGGCCUUUCACCACUCACAGCCGCUGGCGUCCCUGUCGCGGCCGUCACAGCCUACGGCUCCCUCGUCUCCCAUGUCAAGACUGGCUCGCGCGUCUUCCUAAACGGCGGCAGCGGCGGCGUCGGCACCUACGGGAUUCAAAUCGCCAAAGUCCUGGGAGCGCACGUCACGGUCUCAUGCUCCGGCCGCAACGCUGAUCUCUGCCGCUCGCUCGGCGCGGAUGAAGUGCUUGACUACACCGCUCGUCCACUACUGGAGCAGCUUCAGCAGGCCGCUAAGACCAGUGGACCCUUCGAUCAUGUCGUCGACAACGUCUUCAGCGACCCUGCGCUGUACUAUCAAGCACACACCUACACGACUCCGACUACCCAUUUCAUGGAAGUCGCCAGCGCGCCCUCAUUAGCGUUCCUGCGCUUUGCGUUUGGCGCUCAGAUGUUGCCUGGUUUCCUCGGUGGUGGGCGGCGGAAAUUCGUCGUGUUUCUCUCGGACGUCAACCGCGAGAACAUUGAGAAGAUUGGAAGCUGGAUUGCUGAGGGCAAGGUGAAGCCUGUUACUGAUCAGGUUUUUCCGAUGACCGAAGCGGUGGAGGCAUUCAAGCGGCUCAAGACUGGUAGGGUGGUUGGGAAGGUGAUUAUUGAUGUGGCUGAGGAGGGCAAAUGA
This is a messenger RNA of Saxophila tyrrhenica, 1038 nucleotides long. RefSeq lists its product as uncharacterized. NCBI's taxonomy places the organism in Eukaryota, Fungi, Ascomycota, Dothideomycetes, Mycosphaerellales, Extremaceae. The transcript has a single exon. Gene Ontology annotation, molecular function: oxidoreductase activity. The record is from RefSeq and is a predicted model, not a curated record. The coding region runs from base 1 to 1038 and encodes 345 amino acids.